UUCAGUCAGGGAGGGGGAGGUGUGCACACAUUCCAAGUUCCACAGACGCUGCGGACAGCCCAUUUACCGUCCCGGGCUCAACAGCUCUCACCCUGUGGAGGACACUUACUGCCAGGCUUACCGAAGACGCUGUCUGCACAGCUACCUGGGCGGCUGCCACCCCUUCCUGAAACUCUGUGGACCGGUCCAGUGCCCACAGAGUAGUUUGGAGUUAGUGGAGGUUGUGCUCGCGGGGCACACCAGGAGAUACUAUGUUACAGCGGGCACAGGGGUGCACACUGGGGGCUACACUGACUGCCAGCUGAGGAAUGGUACUAGGGAGCACCAAGGGGCACUAACACCUCCUGAAGCAUCGCUGGCUGGACCACAAUGGAGGGGGAACAGGCAGAAGCCAGCAGCCAGGAGCCCCAAGCUGAGGGCAUCGUGCCUGACGCCUUCUCCAGUCUCUGGACAGAGGUGAUGGGAAUGCUGGAUGGUUCACUGGGAAACAUUGACGACCUUGCUGAACAGUACGCUGACUACUACAACACCUGCUUCACAGACGUGUGCGAGAGGAUGGAGGAACUGCGCAAGCGCCAUGUCUCCCAGGAUCUUGAUGAGGAGAAAUCUGAUGCCGGCUCCACAUCAUUACAGCUGCGAUCCCCCCAAAGUGAAGAUUCUGCAGGAUUCAGUAGCACAUUAUCAACACCAGAGACUGAAAGAAAGCUUUCUCUUCAUAAAUCAAGCUCCGAAGAAAGCGCCGUAGGUAAAGUUGAUUGGAAGAAGAAAAAUAAGUAUUUUUGGCAAAAUUUCUGGAAAAGUCAAAAAGGAAUAAUGAGACAAACAUCAAAAGGGGAGGAUGUUGGUUAUGUGGCCAGUGAGAUCACAAUGAGUGAUGAAGAGCGGAUUCAGCUUAUGAUGAUGGUGAAGGAAAAAAUGAUCACCAUUGAGGAAGCGCUUGCAAGGCUGAAGGAGUAUGAGUCGCAGAAUAAGACACAAGGCUCCCAAGAAUCAGCAGAUUGGGCUGAUGGGUCAUAUCCACCCUGUGAUGAGUCUUCCAAUUGUAAUUCGAGAGAACAGUCUGAAGAUGAAUCUGAGGAGUCAGUAAAAUUCAAGAGGCUGCACAAGCUUGUGAACUCUACUCGGAGAGUGAGGAAGAAACUUAUUAGAGCUGAAGAAAUGAAAAAGCCCAAUACAGAAGGUCUAGAAGAUGCAGUCCAUAGCACUCCUGUCGUAGAUGAUAAAUCAGCACUUUAUUCUGGAGUCCAUAAGAAGCCUCAAUGUAGAGAUAAAUCAGUAGACAAAACACAUCCAGAAGAUUGUCCACUUUCUGUGUCUCCUUCAUCAGGAAACUUUGACACAAUGAGCGUUAACAGAAAACUAGUAAAAACACUGAGCAAAACAGAAGGACGGGGUCUUAUCAAACCCCCUAAGAAAAUUGGAACUUUUUUUUCAUAUCCUGAAGAUGAAAAAUCCCAAAAGGUUUCCCGUUCCAUGACAGAACGAGAACUGAGGAAAAGCCUUGGCUCUCUGAGCCAUGGGAGGACUUGCAGCUUUGGUGGAUUUGACUUAAACAAUCGCUCACUACACGUUGGAAAUAAUGUAGACUCUCUGGAGAAAGAUGGAGAGUUUAUAUACAAAGAAGUCAUCAAAUCCCCCACCACACCAAGGAUGUCACUUGGUAAAAAAGUCAAGUCUGUCAAGGAAACUAUGAGGAAAAGGAUGUCAAAGAAAUACACAAGUUCUGUGUCAGAGCAGGACUCCAGCAUAGAUGGGAUUCCUGGUUCCCCUGAAUCUCCACUGCCCCCCACAAGCACACUUGAAAAGCCAAAACUAAAAGCAGGGGGCUCAGUAGAAAGUCUUCGAAGCUCCCUGAGUGGCCAGAGCUCAAUGAGCGGUCAAACAGUAAGCACAACAGACUCCUCAGCAAGCAACAGGGAGAGCGUCAAGUCUGAAGAUGGUGAUGAUGAGGAGCUACCAUAUAGAGGACCAUUCUGCGGCAGAGCUAGAGUGCACACAGACUUCACCCCCAGUCCCUAUGAUUCCGAUUCCCUCAAACUUAAGAAAGGAGACAUCAUUGAAAUUAUAAGUAAGCCUCCAAUGGGCACAUGGAUGGGCCUUUUAAACAAUAAGGUUGGCACUUUCAAGUUCAUAUAUGUGGAUGUAAUCAAUGAAGUUGAAGAAAAGCCUAAGCGUCCUACAAGAAGGCGUCGCAAGGGAAGACAACCAAAGCCCAAGUCUGUAGAAGAGCUCUUAGACCGCAUCAAUCUCAAGGAGCACAUGCCAACCUUUCUUUUCAAUGGAUAUGAAGAUUUAGACACUUUCAAACUGCUAGAAGAGGAAGAUUUAGACGAACUGAACAUACAGAAUCCAGAACACAAAGCAGUCCUUCUGACAGCUAUUGAGCUCUUACAGGAAUAUGACAGUAACAGUGAUCAUUCCGGCUCUCAAGAAAAACUACUUACAGAGGGAGAAAGCAGAAGUGGAUGUUCCCCCCGGGAUUCUGGCUGUUAUGAGAGCAGUGAAAACAUAGAGCAUGGUAAAAGUCAAGUGACAUCACCAGUGCCACCAGAGUCAUCCUCUCAUCAGCUCUAUCCAGGCUUAAAUCUGAACACAAGCAGAGACAUCGCAUAUGGAAACAGUAAAAAGGUUGGGCAAGACCACAUCUAUGCUACUUGUGCAAAGCCAACCGAAGUUGCAGGGUCUAAAAAGAACCGAAGAAGUUUGCCCGUUGCAGUAAGUACAAGUUGUGAGCUGGAUGGGAGCAAAUCUCUUAAAAGCUGGCCAAGAUCUCACUCAAUGGACAAUCUUCAACAAGAUGGAGUCCAGGGCAUUAAUAAAACAUUAAGUGUUUUUUCACCGGAUGAAGGAAAAGAACUGCCUGAGGGUUUAAUAGAGGAGGACAUUGGAGAAAUACAUGACAGAAUAUCUUGUAAUGUGGAUACAGUGACUAAAGAGCACACUACUGAUCAUGUACAAAGCACAAGGACAUCUCAUUUGCAACGGAAUACAAAAGAACAUAUAGGUCAAAGUCCUGUUUAUUUUUCCCAAGUACCUCUGAACAAGAUGCCCAUAUCUUCUGGAGAAACCAGAGUACCCAUAAAAAACCCUUCACAACCCCCUCCAGUCCCUGCCAAAAAAUGUAGAGAACGGUUUGCAAAUGGACUGCUUCACCCUCCUCUCUGUGUCACUUCAUCCAAUGCUGAAGAAUCUUCUCUUCCUGCUACAAAAUCAGGACAGUUGAGUCCUAAUACCUGUUCUAUAAUUCACACACAAGAAUGCAAUACACCAACUUCUCCCCGACCUACUUGGCUAAUCAGUUCCACAGAUGCUGUCAGUGUUCCUCAACAUGCCGUGAAACUAGGUCCCGUGGCUGCAAGAAAAAUUGCUUGUGUCAGAGGGAUGGAUCAGGAAGUAUUGAUAGAAAACAAGUUACUGGCUGAGGAAAUUGACCUUACAGAAGAACCAUAUUCGGAUAAGCAUGGUCGAUGUGGUAUCCCAGAAGCCCUUAUAGAGCGAUAUGCUGAAGACUUAUGUCAACUGGUAAAAGAUGUAGCAACGUGCAUGGACGAAAUCCGUGUCAGACAUCUGAGAAAACAACAUCGCAUGGCGAUACCAAGUGGAGGACUCACAGAGAUUUGCAGGAAGCCCAUUUCUCCUGGACAUAUUUCAUCAGUUUCUGACUGGCUUAUUUCUAUUGGUCUACCUAUGUAUACCCAGCCUCUCAUGGAAGCCGGCUUCACCACAUUAAGUAAAGUGCCUGCCCUCUCACAGACUCACUUACAAGGAGCUGGAAUAAAGGAGGAGCGACAUAUAAAUAAACUUCUUGGGGCAGUGAGACUUAUAAAAUCUGUAACACUGGAAGCAGUUUAAAGUGUGGACCUAGAGCAUCUGGAGACCUAAUACAUCUAGCAACUUGUGCACAACAAGCUGACGAACGUAGGUUCCAAAGAAUGGUUUCAGACCUGCCAUGUUCAACUGAAAAAGACAAUUCAUACACGAUAGACCUUCAAAGCAAGUGAACAUGAUGUGGGGUAACUCAAAUGUGCAUUAAUGGAUGGGAAUACCAGACCCUCGACACUUGGGAUAAAGAAAGGUGCUGUGUGGUAUUUGCCGUUAUUUCCAUGGCAUCAGGCACAAGAACAUUUCCUACAGUAGGCCAAAGUAUUCCAAUGAACAAUUGUUGAACAUUUAUGUUAAGUAAUAUAAUCCUGCUUUUUUCCUAGUAAUGGGAAAGGAGUCUUCUUCUGUGGCUAACCUGUAAUAACACAUUUAUUUUGCCUUAAAUACAUUUUCAAGUAAUUUUGUGUCAUUUUAUCAGUCAUUGUCCAUGUAAAUGUUAAAAAAAAAUAUCCUGUCAGAUUGUUGUAGUUAUCUUUCCUGAAAAGGAAUAUUCAUUGGUGACAUGCAGCCAAAACAUAAAAUAGUCAUAUAUACUGGUAAAUCAGAACUUAGGGGGUCACUUGUUAAACUGUAAAGUAGAACUGGCUUAGUUGCCCAUAGCAACAAAUUAGAUUCCACCUUUCAUUUUGGACAGCUCCUUUGGAAAAUUAAAGGAGGAAUCUGAUUAGUUGCUAUGGGCAACUAAGCCACUUUUUGCCUAUUUUAAAUAAGUUUUAAAAUGACCCCCUUAGUGUUCAAACAAUAUAUAGACAUUUUAUGUUCUGGGUGGAAAUGCACUUGAAGACAUAUGGAAAAAUAUAUUUAAUUGCUGCACGAGGUUAGUGUUUCAGAUGACACUACCCCCCCUCCUUCCCCUUUCAAAAGAAAAAAAAAUCUAAAA
Messenger RNA from Bufo bufo (common toad), 4762 nucleotides. RefSeq names its product SAM and SH3 domain containing 1 (gene SASH1). Bases 370 to 3852 code for a protein of 1160 amino acids. Gene Ontology annotation, molecular function: protein binding. The record is from RefSeq and is a predicted model, not a curated record. The transcript is spliced from 20 exons. NCBI's taxonomy places the organism in Eukaryota, Metazoa, Chordata, Amphibia, Anura, Bufonidae.